Molecule: messenger RNA, 1169 nt
Organism: Python bivittatus (Burmese python)
Lineage: Eukaryota; Metazoa; Chordata; Lepidosauria; Squamata; Pythonidae
Gene: ADAT3
Product: adenosine deaminase tRNA specific 3
Cellular component (GO): nucleus; cytoplasm
Molecular function (GO): tRNA-specific adenosine-34 deaminase activity
Source: RefSeq, a predicted model, not a curated record
CGGAGAGUCGGAAGCCGGCACUUGUUUGCGGGGAAAAUUUGCAGAAGCCGAAACGGGAGGACGUGACGAGGAUGCCUGAUGGAGCCCAAUUCCAAGCGACGGAAGACAGCAGAGCCCGAUGGCGCCUCCUCUUGGGAAGUGCAGCCUGUUCUUUCGGAGCAGGAGUCUCAGGGAAUCAGGCUAAUGCCAGUCUAUGCUGCCCCUGUCCUGGAUAAGAAAGAGACGUGCCGCCUGGUGAAAGAGGUCUCUGCUGUCUACCCAUUGAGUGACUACCCUCAUCUGAAACGUAUCCGUGCCUGUCUCUCUGUAGGCAGCCCCCACCCGCUGGAGAUCAUCUUGUGUCUUGCAAGCCUCAAUGGAGAGCAGGCCGGCUUGCGGUCUCUCACUGAACUCUUUCCCAGCGGCCAAGUAGACCUGUGUGGUUUGGGGAAACCUUUCUUGGCCCAAGUGCCGGCUUGUGCACCUUUGACUCGUCCCCAGUACGAGGAAGCUGUGUUGCACUGGCCUGUCUCCUUCCACGAGAACAAGCGGAUCACCCAAGCUCUGAAGGGCUGUCUUUUUUCUCCCCUGGAAAAGGCUGCCAUGCAAAAUCACAUGGAGUUGGCCAUCCACACAGCACAACAGGGAGCAAGGCAGGGCAUGGAGCCCGUAGGAGCUGCGGUGGUGGACCCGGCCACUGGCCGAGUUUUAGCCGUGGGACACGACUGCAGAGGCGGCUCUAACCCGCUUCUCCAUGCUGCAAUGGUCUGCAUUGACCUCGUGGCCCAUAGCCAUGGAGGGGGAGCAUAUAGUUAUAAAGAUCAUCCUGCUUGCACGUUUCUUCAUGUGGACAACAAUGCCCAGCAUCCUCCUCUUGGGGAUGGCCUUCCGUACAUCUGCACCGGGUAUGACAUGUACUUAACCCGGGAACCAUGCAUGAUGUGUGCUAUGGCACUGGUGCAUUCCCGCAUCCAGAGGGUGUUCUACGGAACACCGUCCCCUCACGGGGCCCUGGGCACAGCACACCACAUCCACAGCCGGAGGGACCUCAACCACCGCUAUGAAGUCUUCCGAGGGAUUCUGGAAGAUCAGUGCAAACGCUUGGCGCGGCUUUCAGAUCACAAGGAAUCAGGAUGAGAGACUGUUUGAAUGGGAAGGCUCUUCUUUUCAUGCUUCUGUUGAUUAUGUAU